Messenger RNA from Diabrotica balteata, 2042 nucleotides. The record is from the annotation of a GenBank genome assembly. NCBI's taxonomy places the organism in Eukaryota, Metazoa, Arthropoda, Insecta, Coleoptera, Chrysomelidae.
GGUGCUCGUACGGUUGGUUCAAAGAGAAAUGCUUAAAUCAGUAGGCAUCUGGCAUCUUUUCAUUUCAUAUUUCAUAAUUUGCAUAGUUUUAAAGAUAUUUGAGUUAUUUGCCUAUGCGAAGGCAGGGAAUUACAUUUUAUUAUCAAGUACAUAAAUAACUCGGUUUUGAUAAGUUGUUAACUUAUAUUCCCAUUCAGAGAAGUCAGAUAUAAUAUAGUUGCGUCAAAUAUAUACAAAUCAUUAAAUUCCAAACAACAAUAGAAACAGAAUUGCCGAACAAAUUAGACCAGUUUGACCUUGCGCUUGUUCAGUCAACACCAGCGAUGAUAACACUACUUGCUAUCUCGAUUUUAAUAAUCGCCGUCUACAGUUUUGUCUACAAACAGACGAAGUUUUGGGUAACAAGAAACGUAAAACAAAAAGGAAUCCUUCGAUGCUUCACCACAAGCUAUUUAUCGCUUUUCAAUGGAAAGGGAGCUGAUACCACUAUAACAGAACUUUAUAACGAGUUUCCGGGUACAAGAUUUAGUGGUACUUAUCAAUUCGGCGCACCAAUAUUACUGCUAAGAGAUCCAGACCUAAUUAAGCAAGUAACGAUAAAGGACUUCGAAUAUUUUCAUUCGAGAAGAGUCUAUAUUCCCGAAGAUAUUGAACCGUUGUUUGGCAAGGCUCUUCCUGCUUUAAGUGGUGAGCGAUGGAGAAAUAUGAGACAUACGUUAAGCCCAGCUUUUACUAGCAUCAAAAUGAAAGCCAUGUUCUUACUUAUCAAAGAAUGUGCUGAAAAUUGUACCAGACACUUUCUAGCAGAAGAUUCAGAUGUCACAUCAGUUCAGUUCAAAGAGCUCUCGGCUAAAUUCUGCUCGGAUGUAAUAGCCACCUGUGCCUUUGGAAUCAGUGUAGAUUCUUUUGCAGAACCGAAGAACGAUUUUUUUACUAUAGGUCGUAACGUUACGAAUCUGGUCAAAUUUAGCAGACUACUGAAGUUCUCAGGAUAUAUGUUAGCUCCUACAUUGUAUAGAUUAUUAAACAUCAAAUUUACCGAUGAGGAAGAGAGUGCUUUUUUCUACAACUUGGUAGACGAUAGUAUUAAAUCAAGAGAAGCAAAUGGUAUUGUAAGACCUGACAUGAUCCACCUCUUAAUGCAAACAAGGAAAGGAGCUAAAAUAGAAGAAGGGGACCAUGGAGGUGAUCCUGGUUUUGCCAGUGUUAAAGAAGUGGAAAUAAAAACUGCAAAACGACUUACCGACUUAUCAAAUGAAGACAUCACUGCUCAAGCCUUCCUUUUCUUCUUUGCGGGAUUCGAAUCAGUAUCUACAUUGAUUUGCUUUACUGCCUAUGAAUUGGCUGUAAACACGGACAUCCAGGAUAAACUGAGAGCCGAAAUUAUGGAAACCCAUAAAAAAACUAAUGGAAUAUUGACAUAUGAAAGUCUCGUACAGAUGAAGUACUUGGAUAUGGUUAUCUCAGAAGUCCUUCGAAAGUGGCCAUCCCAAGUUUUUGGAGAACGAGUGUGCUCCAAACCUUACACCAUUCAACCUACAACCCCAGAAGAAUCGACUGUACAUCUCGACGAAGGAACAGUCUUAUUGUUGCCAAUUUUCGCCAUACACAGAGAUCCAAAAUAUUACCCAAACCCAGAUCGUUUUGAUCCAGAACGGUUCAGCGAACAAAAUAAAGAUAAAAUACUUCCUUGCAGUUACAUACCGUUUGGUGCUGGGCCGAGGAACUGUAUUGCAUCGAGACUUGCUCUUUUAGAAACCAAAAUUCUUUUUUAUAAUAUGCUUCUGAAAUUUGAGAUUGUGCCUGUGGAGAAAACAUGUAUACCGGUAAGGUUGGUGAAAACUCCAGCUGUGUUGUUAAUUGAGAAUGGGUGUACUUUAGGAUUAAAAAGAAUUAAAUAAAAAGCUAUAAAAAUAGAUACUAGUGAAACCAUUCUAAAAGUAACAAAAGUUUUACCAUUUUCGAGUAAUAAAUAAAAUCACGUGUAAAGCGCGAUGAAAGGUCUAAAGAAAGUUAAUAAAAUAUAUUGAUUUUAAAAAUUA